GUGUAAAAGCCAGGAAUCUACUGCCGCUCGGAGUUACCAUAGAAGACCGCUGGAGGACUUAUGACGAGGCGCACCCCAUGGCAGCGCAGGGAAUAUGGCGACCGGUCUCCUCGAUAGACCUCCUUAUUAGGGCGGUCGCACGCAACCUCUCUCACAAUGAUCUCUGCACCAGGAUGACAUCAGUGGGUGAAACAUUUGUCACCCAGAAAUCCCAGUGGGUGUCCUUCAAUGAUGAGAUCUCACAAGGACAAGUGGACAAAUCAAGUAGACUCUCGAGACCCCCUGCCAAAUGUGAGUGGGUCCAGGCAGGACCAGAGGGCCCAGGUGCCCCCAGCAUGAAUAGUAAAUCCGGGCCGGACCCAAGUCUCCUGAGGUGUGAUGUCUUCUGCUGGGUCCAGUUUGAUGACACCCCCCAGGCAGCAGCUCCUGCACCAUGUCCAUCAGACUCGUCGCCGCAGAAAUCCCUGGAACACAGACCUCCCCCAUUACACUCCCACAGCAGCACAGAGGUCUUUUAUGAGGACAGCAACACAAGUAUCGGAGCCCUAUGCCCAGACUGGAUGAACACGCACACCGACGAUGCCAGCAGUGAGAAUGCCUCCGGGACGGGGUCUGCAGAUAACUCCUCCAUACAGGAAGAUGAAGACCUAGACAUGGAGUCUGUAAACUGGCCUGGCACAGUCAAUGGUCACCCGGAGACAUGCACAAGAACUCAGUUUCCCAGCUGGGUAACCUUUGAAGAUGAAAUUAUUGCACUCACUCCUAAAGACUCUCCCCAGAAAUCAACAGAGAGUCCACAAUCCCCCUCUACCCCUGACCAGAACUUUAGUAGUGUCAAAACCUUAAAAAAAAGGGAGCGACCAAAGAGCUCAUUGGUCGACCUUUCCAGGACUCAAAGACUUGACUUUUCCACAUUGCACAGGCAGCUCUCAUUAAACUCCACGCCUAACAAGGCUCCCAAUCCAUUCCUUGAUGAGGCCUUAAAGGAUGUCCAGCCUUCCCCAAUUAAUCCAUUCAGCUCCUUUUUUCAGGAGCAGGAAAAGCGCUCUCAACAUUCUUCAGUAUCUAGUGGCCCAGGCUCGAGUCAAAGAAAUUCUAUCUCUAUUCUUGCUGAAGAACUUGACACAGAACAGUUUGAAGACUACCGGAAGAAGGUCUUACAAGCAGAUGUGGUCGAACAACUCAAGCAGAUUCACAUAGAUGACCCAGAUUCCCCUGGGAGCCCUUCUCUGCCAGAUGACCCCUUCAAAUUUGAUGAGCCUAUCGGUCCCUGUUUAACAUUUACCAAGCCUCAACCAAAAGAAGGAUGGUCAAUGCUGUUACGAAUUCCAGAGAAAAAGAACAUUAUGUCUUCUAGACAUUGGGGUCCCAUCUAUGUGAAGGUCACAGAAGCAGGAUUCCUACAGCUCUUCUAUGAGAAGGGUUUGGAAAAAACAUUUAGAGAAUUUAAACUGGAGGUCAACCAUGAGAUCUCAGAUCCUAAGCUCCAAAACUAUGAUGAGAGUGGAAGAAUUCACACCAUCCGUAUCGACCGGGUGAUAUACAGGGAGAGACGAAAAUACCAGCCGAUGCCGCUUGUCACUCACACAGGGGAGAGGGAGCAGGUGAUAAAGCUGGGGACAGUUGACUAUUCAGACUUCAUCAGCUUUAUCUCAACUGUCCAAGAUGUUUUGUUUCACCUCCCAGCCACUGUGGACCUCAGCACCAUGCACCAGAAUUACAUUGAAGAGGAGAUCACUGUAGAUGUCAGAGAUGAGUUCAGAGGAAUUGUGGCCAAGGAGGAAAACCAGCUUCUACAGCAUUCUGUGGUCACGAAUGUCCAUAUUCUCAGUUUUAUCUCAGGGAUGGCGGACUGCAGGAUAGGACUCAACGAUGUCCUCAUCAAAGGCAAUGAAGUUGUCUCCAGACAUGAUAUUAUGCCAACCACAACCACCAAGUGGGUGAGACUACAUGACUGCCAAUUCCAUUCAUCAGUAGAUGAAGAGGCGUUCCAGGUCACCAGAACCAUCCUGUUCACCCCACUCGAUGCCUGCAGGUUUGAAUUAAUGAGGUUCCGGACUGUAUUUUCCGAAAAGACUUUGCCCUUUACUCUCAGGACUGUGGCCUGUGUCCGUGGAGCAGAGGUCGAGCUGCAGAGCUGGGUGGUCAUGUCUACUGGCUUCUCCUCUAACAGAGACAGUCUAUCCCAGGUUCCCUGUGAAAAUGUCACUAUUCGACACCCAGUGCCACAGGAGUGGGUGAACUAUUUCCGAAGAGACAGCGUACUUGGGGAGAGGUCUUUGAAGGCCAAAGUCAACAAGGAGGCCAGUUUUGGUUCCCCCAUCUUCUCUGGUUCAGAGCCAGCCAUGAGAGUUACACUGGGAACUGCGAAAUAUGAGCAUGCCUAUAGUGCCAUCGUAUGGAGGAUCAGCAGACUUCCUGAUAAGAACUCAGGAUGGGGUCACCCCCACUGCUUCUACUGCCACCUCGAGUUGGGCUCAGACAGGGAAGUGCCCCCAAUUUUCGGCAAGUAUGUGGAGGUGGAAUUUUCUAUGCCUGCGGCAUCUGCCUCCAAGACAGCGGUGCGCUCCAUCUCAGUAGAAGAGAGGACAGAACUCAAGAAGUGGGUGAACUACUCCGCCCAUUAUUACUACAAGGUGGAAAUUGAGCAGAAGACGACUCUGAACCCCGACGUGGAGGACGAGACUGUAGAGAAUCCUGCUGAAUGUGCUGCCCAAUAAAUGCCCAGGGACCUGGAGCACAUCAAUUACUGCAGCCAUACUGAUGGCAGAAGACUGGCACAGACACCAGUACCCACAGGAGACGAUGAGGAACUGAGGUGGCAGAUUCCUGGACAUUGACACCAAAGGGACUUUGGUAACAUUAGAAGUUGUGACUGCACUAGAGAAGGAACCAGUAGAAGACAUCUGUAGAGGACCAAGGAGCAGAGCCGACGUGGAGAUCUGUGGGGGCAGAGGAUCGCACAGUCUGGGGUCGCCUUCCCCUACUGUGAUGAGACUGGACUCCACCUCGGGGAAGAGCGAAACCCCCUCCGAAUGUUCAUUAAAUGGACCAAGAGCG
This is a messenger RNA of Bufo bufo (common toad), 3060 nucleotides long. It is a transcript of the gene STON2, whose product is annotated as stonin 2. The transcript is spliced from 7 exons. Gene Ontology annotation, molecular function: clathrin-cargo adaptor activity. The coding region runs from base 78 to 2720 and encodes 880 amino acids. Gene Ontology annotation, cellular component: synaptic vesicle; AP-2 adaptor complex. The record is from RefSeq and is a predicted model, not a curated record. NCBI's taxonomy places the organism in Eukaryota, Metazoa, Chordata, Amphibia, Anura, Bufonidae. Gene Ontology annotation, biological process: clathrin-dependent endocytosis; synaptic vesicle endocytosis; regulation of endocytosis.